AUGGAGCAGUCAGUGCUUGUACCACCAGGACCAGACAGCUUCCAGUACUUCACUAGAGAGUCUCUUGCAGCAAUUGAACAGCGCAUUGCUGCAGAAAAAGCUAAGAACCCUAAACAAGAUCGCAAAGACAACGACGAUGAAAAUGGACCAAAGCCAAACAGCGACUUGGAGGCCGGAAAAACACUUCCAUUCAUUUACGGUGACAUACCUCCAGGAAUGGUGUCUGAGCCCUUGGAGGACAUGGACCCAUAUUAUAUCAAUAAAAAAACCUUUAUAGUAUUGAAUAAAGGGAAGGCAAUCUUCCGAUUCAGUGCCACUUCUGCCCUGUACAUUUUAACUCCUUUCAAUCCUCUUAGAAAAAUAGCUAUUAAGAUUUUGGUACAUUCGUUAUUCAGCAUGCUUAUCAUGUGCACUAUUUUGACCAACUGUGUAUUUAUGACCAUGAGCAACCCUCCAGACUGGACAAAGAAUGUGGAGUAUACAUUCACUGGAAUAUACACGUUUGAGUCGCUUAUAAAAAUCAUUGCAAGAGGCUUCUGCUUAGAAGAUUUUACUUUUCUGCGAGAUCCAUGGAACUGGCUUGAUUUCACUGUCAUUACCUUUGCAUAUGUGACAGAGUUUGUGGACCUGGGCAAUGUCUCAGCGUUGAGAACAUUCAGAGUUCUCCGAGCUUUGAAAACAAUAUCAGUCAUUCCAGGCUUGAAGACUAUCGUGGGAGCCCUAAUUCAGUCUGUGAAGAAGCUCUCAGAUGUCAUGAUCCUGACUGUGUUUUGUCUGAGUGUAUUUGCACUAAUAGGGCUGCAGCUGUUCAUGGGCAACUUGAGGAAUAAAUGCCUGCAGUGGCCUCCAGAAAAUUUUACUUUGGAAACAAAUAUUACUUCCCAGUUCAACACCACGAUAGGGGAAAAUGGUACAUUGGUUAAUUCAACAGUGACUCCAUUUGACUGGAAGGGGUACAUUGAGGAUGAAAGUCAUUUUUAUUUUCUGGAAGGGCAAAAUGAUGCUCUGCUCUGUGGAAACAGUUCUGAUGCUGGGCAGUGCCCAGAAGGAUACACAUGUGUGAAAGCUGGUAGAAACCCCAAUUAUGGCUACACAAGUUUUGACACCUUCAGCUGGGCUUUCCUGUCACUGUUUCGCUUGAUGACUCAAGACUUCUGGGAAAACCUUUAUCAAUUGACUCUACGUGCUGCUGGGAAAACGUACAUGAUAUUUUUUGUUCUGGUAAUUUUUCUGGGCUCUUUCUAUCUGAUCAACUUGAUCCUGGCUGUGGUUGCCAUGGCCUAUGAAGAACAGAAUCAAGCAACUUUGGAAGAAGCAGAGCAGAAAGAGGCAGAAUUUCAACAGAUGUUGGAACAACUGAAAAAGCAACAAGAAGCAGCUCAGGCAGCAGCAGAGGCAGCAGCGGCAGUAACAGCAUCUGCAGAGUCCAGAGAGCCCAGCGUGGGGGAAGGAGCCGGCGGACUCUCAGAAAGUUCUUCAGAGGCAUCAAAACUGAGCUCUAAAAGUGCAAAAGAGAGGAGAAAUAGAAGGAAGAAAAGAAAACAGAAAGAACAGUCUGGAGGAGAGGAAAAAGACGAAGAUGAAUUUCACAAGUCUGAAUCAGAAGACAGCAUCAGAAGGAAAGGUUUCCGAUUCUCUAUUGAAGGGAAUAGACUGACAUAUGAAAAGAAAUACUCUUCUCCACAUCAGUCCUUGCUGAGUAUUCGUGGCUCCCUGUUUUCUCCGAGGCGCAACAGCAGAACAAGUCUUUUCAGCUUCAGAGGUCGAGCAAAGGACAUAGGCUCUGAAAAUGACUUUGCUGAUGAUGAGCACAGCACUUUUGAAGACAAUGACAGCAGGAGAGAUUCUCUCUUUGUGCCACGCAGACAUGGCGAACGGCGCAACAGUAACAUUAGUCAGGCCAGCAGGUCAUCGAGGAUGCUGGCGGUGUUUCCAGUGAAUGGGAAGAUGCACAGCACUGUGGACUGCAAUGGAGUGGUUUCUCUGGUUGGUGGACCAUCUGCUCCUACAUCGCCUGUUGGACAGCUUCUGCCAGAGGUGAUAAUAGAUAAACCAGCUACUGAUGACAAUGGCACCACAACAGAAACAGAAAUGAGAAAGAGAAUAUCAAACUCUUUUCAUGUUUCUAUGGACUUUCUAGAAGAUCCAGCUUUAAGAGAAAGAGCAAUGAGUAUCGCUAGCAUACUCACAAACACUGUGGAAGAACUUGAAGAAUCAAGACAGAAAUGCCCACCGUGCUGGUAUAAAUUUGCAAAUAUUUUCUUGAUCUGGGACUGCAGUCCACAUUGGUUAAAAGUAAAGCAUAUUGUCAACUUAGUAGUGAUGGAUCCAUUUGUCGAUCUCGCCAUUACUAUUUGCAUUGUCUUAAACACACUCUUUAUGGCCAUGGAGCAUUAUCCGAUGACUGCUGAAUUCAAUAAUGUUCUUUCAGUCGGAAAUCUGGUCUUCACUGGGAUCUUCACAGCAGAAAUGUUUCUCAAGAUAAUUGCAAUGGACCCUUAUUAUUAUUUCCAGGAAGGCUGGAAUAUUUUUGACGGCUUUAUUGUAACCCUUAGUUUGGUUGAACUUGGUCUUGCAGAUGUGGAAGGACUCUCAGUUCUUCGAUCAUUCAGACUGUUACGUGUUUUCAAAUUAGCAAAAUCUUGGCCAACUCUAAAUAUGCUGAUAAAAAUUAUCGGUAACUCUGUGGGAGCUUUAGGAAAUUUGACCCUGGUGCUGGCCAUCAUUGUCUUCAUUUUUGCUGUAGUUGGGAUGCAGCUGUUUGGGAAAAACUAUAAGGAAUGUGUCUGCAAAAUUGCAAGUGACUGUGUACUUCCACGCUGGCACAUGCAAGAUUUUUUCCACUCUUUCUUGAUCGUAUUCCGAGUGCUCUGUGGAGAAUGGAUAGAGACGAUGUGGGACUGCAUGGAGGUUGCAGGCCAAGCCAUGUGCCUUACUGUCUUCAUGAUGGUCAUGGUGAUUGGAAACCUAGUGGUACUGAACCUAUUUUUGGCCUUGCUGUUGAGCUCAUUUAGUGCAGACAACCUUGCCGUCACGGAUGAUGAUAAUGAAAUGAACAAUCUCCAGAUUGCUGUAGCAAGAAUGCAGAAGGGCAUAGAUUAUGUGAAAAGAAAAGCACGUGAAUUCCUCCAAAAGGCUUUUGUUAAAAAACAAAAAGCAUUAGAUGAAAUCAAACCACUUGAAGAUUUGAACAACAAAAAUAGCUGUAUCUCUAACCAUACAAAUAUGGAAAUAAGUAAGGACCAUGAUUUUAUUAAAGAUGGGAACGGAACAACUAGUGGCAUAGGCACAGGCAGCAGUGUGGAAAAGUACAUAAUUGACGAAAGUGAUUACAUGUCGUUCAUAAACAACCCAAGCCUCACCGUGACAGUGCCCAUUGCUGUGGGUGAAUCUGACUUCGAAAAUUUAAAUACAGAGGAAUUUAGUAGUGAAUCAGAUCUGGAAGAAAGCAAGGAGAAGCUAAAUUUGUCCAGUUCAUCUGAAGGCAGUACAGUUGACAUUGGACUUCCUGCAGAAGAGCAACCAGAAGUUGAACCUGAAGAAGCCCAGGAGCCAGAGGCCUGCUUCACAGAAGGCUGUGUACGAAGGUUCAAGUGCUGUCAAGUAAGUGUAGAAGAGGGGAGAGGAAAACAGUGGUGGAACCUUAGAAAAACCUGCUUCAGGAUUGUUGAACACAACUGGUUUGAGACUUUCAUUGUCUUUAUGAUUCUCCUGAGUAGUGGUGCUCUGGCAUUUGAAGACAUAUAUAUUGAACAGCGCAAAACUAUCAAGACCAUGCUGGAAUACGCUGACAAGGUCUUCACUUACAUCUUCAUUCUGGAAAUGUUGCUAAAGUGGGUAGCCUAUGGCUAUCAAACAUACUUUACUAAUGCCUGGUGCUGGCUGGACUUCCUGAUUGUGGAUGUCUCUUUGGUUAGCUUAACAGCAAAUGCAUUGGGUUACUCUGAGCUUGGUGCCAUUAAAUCCCUUAGGACACUAAGAGCUUUGAGACCUCUAAGAGCUUUGUCACGAUUUGAAGGCAUGAGGGUGGUUGUGAAUGCCCUUUUAGGAGCAAUUCCAUCCAUCAUGAACGUGCUUCUCGUUUGUCUUAUAUUCUGGCUAAUUUUCAGCAUCAUGGGAGUAAAUCUGUUUGCUGGGAAGUUCUACUACUGUGUUAACACCACAACUGAUGAAAGGUUUGAAGUCGACCAAAUCAACAAUUUUAGUCAGUGCGAGGAACUCAUAAAAAACAAUCAAAGUGCCCGAUGGAAAAACGUGAAAGUAAACUUUGAUAAUGUAGGAUUUGGGUAUCUUUCUUUGCUUCAAGUAGCUACAUUUAAGGGCUGGAUGGAUAUUAUGUAUGCAGCUAUUGAUUCAAGAGAUGUAUUAAUGCAACCCAAGUAUGAAGACAACCUGUACAUGUAUUUGUAUUUUGUCAUCUUUAUCAUUUUUGGGUCUUUUUUCACCCUGAACCUGUUCAUUGGUGUCAUCAUUGAUAACUUCAAUCAACAAAAAAAGAAGUUUGGAGGUCAAGACAUAUUUAUGACAGAAGAGCAGAAGAAAUACUACAAUGCAAUGAAAAAGUUGGGAUCCAAAAAACCACAAAAACCUAUACCAAGACCAGGGAACAAAUUUCAAGGCAUGGUCUUUGAUUUUGUGACCCAGCAAGUAUUUGACAUCAGCAUCAUGAUUCUUAUAUGUCUUAACAUGGUUACCAUGAUGGUAGAAACUGAUGACCAAAGUGAUGAAAUGGAAAAUAUUUUAUACUGGAUAAACCUAGUGUUCAUUGUUCUUUUCACCGGAGAAUGUGUACUGAAAUUAAUUUCACUUCGCCACUACUAUUUCACCAUAGGCUGGAAUAUUUUUGAUUUUGUAGUUGUCAUUCUCUCAAUAGUUGGUAUGUUUCUAGCUGAGAUGAUUGAGAAAUAUUUUGUAUCCCCCACACUAUUCAGAGUCAUUCGACUUGCCAGAAUAGGUCGAAUCCUGCGUCUCAUUAAGGGCGCUAAGGGCAUCCGCACUCUGCUUUUUGCUUUGAUGAUGUCUCUUCCCGCUUUGUUCAACAUCGGUCUGCUGCUGUUCCUGGUCAUGUUUAUCUAUGCCAUAUUUGGAAUGUCCAACUUUGCCUAUGUCAAGAGGGAAGCUGGUAUAGAUGACAUGUUCAAUUUUGAAACGUUCGGCAACAGCAUGAUCUGUCUCUUCCAAAUUACCACAUCUGCUGGCUGGGAUGGUUUGCUAGCCCCAAUUCUCAACAGCGGGGAACCAGACUGUGACCCUCAUAAAGCUCAUCCAGGCAGCUCUGUUAAAGGAGACUGCGGCAACCCUUCCGUUGGGAUUUUCUUCUUUGUCAGCUACAUUAUCAUAUCGUUCCUGGUAGUGGUGAACAUGUACAUUGCUGUGAUUUUGGAGAACUUUGGUGUUGCUACUGAAGAAAGCGCUGAGCCCUUAAGCGAGGAUGACUUUGAGAUGUUCUACGAAGUCUGGGAGAAGUUUGACCCAGAUGCAACACAAUUCAUGGAAUUUGAGAAAUUGUCUGAUUUUGCAGCAGCACUUGAGCCUCCUCUUCAUCUACCCAAACCAAACAAAGUCCAGCUUAUUGCAAUGGAUCUGCCCAUGGUAAGUGGUGACAGAAUUCACUGCCUUGACAUCUUGUUUGCUUUCACGAAGCGGGUUUUGGGGGAAAGUGGGGAGAUGGAUGCCCUCAGAAUACAAAUGGAAGACCGUUUUAUGGCAUCAAAUCCUUCUAAAGCCUCCUAUGAACCGAUUACAACCACAUUAAAACGAAAACAGGAAGAAGUAUCUGCUGUCAUUAUUCAACGUGCUUAUAGACGUCACCUUUUAAAGCGAACAGUAAAACAAGCUUCCUUUAUCUACAACAAAAAUAAAACUGAAGGAGGGGCUGGUCAAGGUAUAAAAGAUGGAAUUCUUAUCGACAAGUUAAAUGAAAACUCAUUUACAGAGAAAACUGAUAUAACUGCAUCAACUGCAGUUUGUCCACCAUCUUAUGAUCGUGUAACAAGGCCAGUCAAAGAAAAGCACGAAAAGGAAGGCAAAGAUGUUCAGAAAUAG
Messenger RNA from Rhea pennata, 6045 nucleotides. RefSeq names its product sodium channel protein type 1 subunit alpha. Bases 1 to 6045 code for a protein of 2014 amino acids. The transcript has 26 exons. Gene Ontology annotation, molecular function: voltage-gated sodium channel activity. The record is from RefSeq and is a predicted model, not a curated record. Gene Ontology annotation, cellular component: axon; voltage-gated sodium channel complex; plasma membrane. NCBI's taxonomy places the organism in Eukaryota, Metazoa, Chordata, Aves, Rheiformes, Rheidae. Gene Ontology annotation, biological process: neuronal action potential; membrane depolarization during action potential; sodium ion transmembrane transport.